AAAGGAUCGAAGAGAAACGGCGCAGCUUGAGCGCCUGCAGUUGUCUCCUGUUCUCCGGCCCGCGGGAAACACCGCCUCAUGACGGGAGCUUCAUGCUGACUGACUGCGGGACAUGGGAAUCCUCAGCAUUACAGACCAGCAUCCACUGGUCCAAGCAAUAUUCAAUCGCAACAAAGAAGAAGUACGUGCAUUGCUAAGCCAGAAAGAUAAUGUCAACGUGUUGGACCAAGAAAGACGCUCUCCCCUGCAUGCUGCUGCCUACUUAGGAGACAUCCCAGUUAUCGAACUUUUAAUUCAGUCAGGUGCUAAUGUAAAUGCAAAAGAUUCAGUUUGGCUCACUCCUUUGCACCGAGCUGUGUCGUCACGCAAUGAGAGAGCAGUCUCCCUCCUUGUGAAGCACUCUGCUGACGUCAAUGCUCGAGACAAGCACUGGCAAACUCCACUACACAUCGCUGCUGCCAACCGGGCAAACAAAUGUGCAGAGACGUUAAUUUCGCUAGUGAAAAAUGUCAACCUAGCAGACCGUACAGGACGCACAGCUCUUCACCAUGCUGUGCUUAGUGGUAACCUGGAGAUGGUGGUCAUGCUUUUGAACAAGAGAGCCCAUCACAGCAUAUGUGACAAAAAAGAGCGACAUCCAAUUAUUUAUGCAUCAUACUUGGGUCAUUUGGAGAUUGCAAAGCUGCUGAUAUCCCGGGGUGCAGAUGCUAUGUCGAAGGAUAAGAAGGGUUACACGCCACUCCAUGCAGCAGCAUCUAGUGGGCAAAUUGAUGUAGUGAAGUACCUGCUGAAACUUGGUGUGGAGAUUGAUGAGCCUAAUGCCUUUGGGAACACUGCCUUGCACAUUGCUUGUUACAUGGGUCAGGAUGCUGUUGCCAAUGAACUUGUAAACUAUGGCUCCAAUGUCAACCAGCCCAAUGAAAAGGGUUUCACCCCACUUCACUUUGCUGCUGUCUCCACCAAUGGGGCCCUGUCUCUGGAGCUGCUUGUCAACAAUGGGGCUGAUGUCAACUUCCAGAGUAAAGAAGGGAAAAGCCCUUUGCACAUGGCUGCGAUUCAUGGAAGAUUUACACGCUCCCAAAUUCUAAUACAGAAUGGUGGUGAAAUUGACUGUGCUGAUAAAUAUGGCAAUACCCCUCUGCAUGUCGCUGCUAGAUAUGGGCAUGAGCUGCUAAUUAGUACAUUGAUGACAAAUGGUGCUGAUACUGCAAGGCGUGGCGUACAUGGCAUGUUUCCCCUGCACUUAGCUGUUCUCUUUGGGUUCUCAGACUGUUGCCGUAAGCUGCUUUCCUCAGGUCAGUUGUACAGCAUUGUGUCCUCGCUCAGCAAUGAACAUGUGCUGUCUGCAGGCUUUGAUAUUAACACACCUGACAACCUCGGGAGGACUUGCCUCCACGCUGCUGCUUCAGGCGGAAUUGUUGAAUGUCUUAACUUACUGUCAAGCAGUGGUGCUGAUUUGAAGAGGCGAGAUAAGUUUGGAAGGACUCCAUUGCACUAUGCUGCUGCUAAUGGCAGCUACCAGUGCAUAGUGAGUUUGGUCACAGCUGGAGCCAGUAUUAAUGAAGCUGAUUAUAAAGGCUGCACCCCCUUACACUAUGCUGCUGCUUCAGACACAUACAGGAGAGUGGACACACACUCUGGAAUGAGCCAGGAUCCAGAGGAAGAGCUGGUGAAAGCCUCGCGCCAGAAGGAGGCUUUCUUCUGCUUAGAAUACUUGCUGGAUAACAACGCGGAUCCUUCACUUCGUGAUAAACAGGGAUAUAGUGCUGUUCACUAUGCCGCUGCAUACGGUAACAGACAAAAUUUGGAACUGCUCCUGGAGAUGUCCUUUAACUGCCUGGAAGAUGUGGAAAGCACUGUACCAGUUAGCCCUUUGCACUUAGCUGCCUUCAAUGGUCACUGCGAUGCCCUAAAAACUCUGGCAGAGACGCUGGUGAACUUGGACGUACGUGACCACAAGGGCCGCACUGCGCUUUACCUCGCCACAGAGAGAGGAUCUGCAGAUUGUGUGAGUGUUCUGACCAGCCAUGGUGCCUCACCUCUUAUAAAGGACCGCAGGAGGAAGUGGACACCACUGCAUGCAGCAGCUGCCUCUGGGAACAUUGAUUGCCUGCACCUGCUGAUCGAUUGCAGCGAGAGACCGGAUAUUACUGAUGUGAUGGAUGCUCGUGGGCAAACCCCGCUCAUGCUUGCUGUGAUGAAUGGUCAUGUUGACUGUGCUCAUCUGCUGCUGGAGAAAGGGGCUGCUGUGGACGCGGAAGAUAAAAAGGGGAGGACAACAAUUCACAGAGCGUCUGUUACAGGCUGUGAGGAUUGUGUGGGAGCCCUGAUGGAACAUGAUGCCUUUGUGCUGUGUCGGGAUUUCAAGGGACGCACACCUAUUCACUUUGCUGCAGCUUGUGGACAUGCUACCUUAGUGCAUGUGUAUUUGCAGGCAGCUCUUUCAAUAGACCCACUGGAUGCAGUGGUGGAUUAUAAUGGAUAUACUCCCAUGCACUGGGCUGCUUACAAUGGGCACGAAGAUUGUUUGGAACUGUUACUUGAACACAACCCAUUUGCUUACCUCGAAGGAAACCCUUUUACCCCUUUGCACUGUGCAGUAAUUAACAGCCAAGGUACGGCUGACCUACUGGUAGAAGCUUUGGGUGCCAAGAUUGUGAAUAGCAGAGAUGCCAAAGGGAGGACUCCUCUUCAUGCUGCAGCAUUUGCUGACAAUGUGAACGGUUUACAGCUACUUUUGCGCCACCAGGCUGAGGUCAAUGCCACAGACCUCUCUGGUCGGACAUCUCUGAUGAUGUCAGCAGAAAAUGGAAGAACUGCAGCAGUUGAGUUCCUGCUGUUUCACAUGAAGGCGGAUUUAACUGUGAUGGAUAUCAACAUGAACACUGCGCUUCACCUAGCCUGCAGCAAGGGCCAUGAAAAGUGUGCCUUGCUGCUUCUAGGGGAGACCCGGGACCUUGGCCUUAUCAAUGCAACAAACAGCAUGCUGCAGAUGCCUCUUCACAUUGCUGCUCGCAAUGGACUGGCAUCGGUUGUCCAAGCUUUGCUUACAAGAGGGGCCACUGUGUUGGCUGUGGAUGAAGAAGCAGGUCACACCCCAGCCUUGGCCUGUGCGCCAAACAAGGAUGUAGCGGACUGCUUGGCACUUAUCCUAUCCACCAUGAAGCCUUUCCCACCAAAAGACGCCAUCCUACCCUUCAGUUUCAACCUUCUGAAAAACUGCAGCAUCGCUGCCAAGACUGCCCUUCCUAAUGGUGGCAGCUGCCCCUACACAAAGGAUCGUCAUGGUUCUAUUGCCAUGGAUGGCUGCUACUCUGAGUAGCUUCUUUCACCCACUGGGUGAUGCAACCUUACAUUUAAUUUAUUUAGGAUCAAUUUAGGGCACUUUUAAAGGAGAAUAAGACACAACAUGCAGUGGUGUUGAACUGCUACUAGGCUUCCCUGCCUUUGACCUGCUCUCCUGAGCUGCCCUGGCUUGCACUGAAGCUUAUGUAGUAUUGUACCUUACUUGUGUAUGAGGUGGAGAUUCUUCCUAGGUGAAAGGAGUUUUAAACUGAAAGGGUUCCCCUCUCUCCAUCUGCACAGUGAGCUGCCCUCACUAAAUGCUUCCAUGGUGUCUCUUGCAGAAGGAUAAAAGAGAGUGCGGCAUUGGAAUUUAUAAGUUCACUCCAGUUAUUGGUCUCUUUGCUGCUGUAAGUUUUUUUGUUUUUUUUGUUUUUUUUUUUAACCCAUUAUAUAUUUCAAGAGUUACCAGGCCUUAAUGAAUUUCAGAAGCAGCUUAGAAAGUCUGUCCCUGGGAGACUGGACCUGAUAGUCAGGUGGUGACUUGUCAGUCGGUUGAAAUCUACAGACAUGUAGCACUAUUAUACCCAUUACCUUAAAACUAUCACAUAUGUUCAUGACUGAUGCAUAGCAGUUUUUUUUUUUUGUUUUUUUUGCAGAUUACUGAUUGAUUCUGAUACAAACGUGCGCAUACUUCCUAUUUAUGCAAAACAGGUGCCUCGAUUAGCCAGUCUAACGCAUCAGAAAGUAACAUUUCCAUUAUCCACUGCUGCAAAAUACCCCCAUCAGCUAGGCACUUUAGUGGUUCUGUGUUUUCUAGUGCUUUAUUCUGCCACCCUGUCUUUUUGUCUGCAAUUUACUAGAUGGUACAUACCAUAUUGUCAGUAUUUUUAAUUAUUUAUUUAACCCUUUCUGUUGGACGGCAUGUUUGUUUUGUAUACUAGACCAUGCAAUUUGCGAAAGGGAUAUAUAUAUAUAUAUAUAUAUAUAUAUAUAUAUAUAUAUAUAUAUAUAUAUAUAUAUAUAUAUAUAUAUAUAUAUAUAUAUAUAUAUAUAUAUAUAUAUAUAUAUAUAUAUAUAUAUAUAUAUAUAAUCUAUAUCUUUGGCAUUUAAAAGAUUUUUUCCCUCAUUUUUCAAAGUACAAUUUGCACUUGAAUUCCUUCAAUAUCUAAAUCUGUAACCUUUCUGUGUGUGCACCUGAGUACUAGAUGUUUACUAGCAUAUGCAAGUAUUUAGUUGCAUAGGGAAUGUGUUUACUUGAGGAAUGUAAGAAUGGUGCUUUCAUGUUUGUGCAUUUUUAUUUUAGUUUACUACAGUAAUGUAAUAUAGUUUUUAUUUUUAUUUAGCAUGAUAUUAGCAACCUGAUCCAGAUAGAAAACUUGCUUUAAAAAGGCAUUAUUUUGAUUUGUAUUGAGACUUACAAAUGCUUUAGGGGGCAAGGUUUUAUCAAUAAUUAUUAGCCCAUGUUUGGAUGAAUUACCCUUUUCUGCCUAGAAUUUGCUAUUGAAAUCUGUCAGGCUAUUUUUUUAACCAUUUGAUCUUAUAGCAAUUUAGAACCUAUUGCCAAAAAAUUAAGCCUUGGGAAAAAAAAAAAGUAAUUUUUAAGUGAGAAAUUAUUGGUGCUAAAAGCUGUCUUUAUUGAAAUAGUAUUCACUUUUCAUAUAUAUAUUUUUUUUUUUUAAAAUCAUAGCCUUUUGCAAAAAUGAUCAUGUAGUAAAUUUAAUGGAAAGUAAUCCCUAUGAUAAAGGAACCCAAUCAUAUGGGGCUAAUAUACUAAAAUAGCUGCUAAACUGUACCAGUCUGGUUAACCAUAGCAAGCAAUACUGUAUUUGCUCUGGUUUUCUUUUUUGUAGUUAACAUAUCAGAACUGAUUCUUAUUGGUAGCCAUGUGUAAUGGCUCUCUUCCGUUACGGUUUAGUGGCUGUGUUAGUAAAUAAGGCCCAUAGUCUUCUUUUUCUAUCAAGUAAGAUUUUUUUUUACAGGUACUAUGAAAAUGAGCCGCUAAGGUUGCUUAUUUCAGAAGAAAGUCAGCAGACUUGUUAAACCCAAAUUAUUAUGUUACUGCCAAACCAUUAUACACAAAUUAGGAUGAACCAUAUGGCUUUAAUGUAAUAAGAAAGCUGAAAAUAUUGACUGCUGGAGAUUUUGAGAAAUAUUGGAGCAUGUUGCUCAACUGUCCACCUUUUAGAUUUAUAAACUCAUUAAAAGUUGGGCUGCCCAUAAUAAUGAUCCCUGUUAUAAUAUAAUCUUUUUAGUAGCUUCUUUUUUUUUUUAAUUGCCUUCUAAGUUAUUGUGGGGGGAAAAAACAAAAGCAUAAGCAUAUAUACUUGUAUAUCGUGAUACAGAAAAAGAAUAGGCAAAAUACACUAUUAAAAUUGCAUCUGGCUAUGCUCAUGCAGAGCAAAGUGAUGUCUGUGCUUAUAAUGCUUCAGUAAAACAACACUGACGAGACUAUUUAGUAGUGUGCUGUAACAACACCGUCACAUAUACAGGAACACUCUGAUUUUUCAGUAUCUCCAUAUUGUGCCUAUAUGUAUAGGACAAUAACGCACAGAUGGACAGGGGUUGUAUGCCAUUUUUUAGAAUAGCAUUUUAUGUUACAACUACUACAUCAAUUCUCCCAUAAACUUUAAGAAGCAGAAUGUAACCUUUUAAAGCAUCCGUUAAAAAUCUUGAAGUUGUGUCUGUUAACACGAGAUCUUGAUCAUUUAAAAUAUAUAAAAAUGACUUGGGUCAAGAAAAGGUAGUUGUCUUAUAAGCAGUCAUUGUACCAAUUGUUCAUAGUUGUAUGUGUAGCCAACUCAUUCAAAUUCCUAAUGUAAACUGACACCUUGCCUUCAUUUGUUUUAUAAAUAGCCAAGUCUUGUAUAUAGUGGGAAAUGCAAGUUUCACCCUAAGUGAACUCCUAUCUACAUCAUUAUUACUUAAAAAAAAAAAUGUCCAGUUUAAAAUUUUAAUGAGCACCAAAGUCUUUGAGGUGUAUUUAUUAAUACUCUCUACAAACCUCCCUGUUCGCAUAUCGCAACCAAUAUGCAGUUAGACUUGAACAGUCAUUACAAGUUGGAAAACAUAAGCAAAGAUCUGAUUUGUUGCUUAUGGGUAACAUCACCAGUGAGGUUUGUCUCCAGUGUUAAUAAAUAUUUGUUAGAACCCACCUCUAUAUUAGGGAAGCCAGAAGUCUUUAUUUAGUAAAAAAUUUGUUGGACUAUUACUGGAGUCUUUAGAUUUUAUUUCUGUUGGAGAUUAAAUAUCCAUGCCCUCUGAUAUAUGGUGCCAGAUGCAGUGAUUGAAGUACUCUAAGGCCAAGCACCAGGUCACAUGCUUAGCUAAAUGCUCAUUGUUGCUCCCUCUGAGUGGAAAUACAUGAGGGCUGAUUUACUGUGGGUAGUGGCAUAAGUGCUGCUCAUACACAUAAGAAUUUGCUGCUACCAACAAGGGAUGCAGUUUACACUUUGCACCUUAUGUGCAGAGUUGCAGGGCUCAUAAGGCACAAUAGAGCUUUAAUGACAGCCCUGAGCAGACAUUAAAGGAAGUUCAGACAUUUAUGCAUCUUUGCUACCUAAGUCCAAAUGGAGGUAUAUUUUCACUUUUUAUGUACAGACAUCAGGCUUUUAAAUUAAGAUUUGUUUUGUUUUGUUUUGUUCCCCACCUUUAGUCGUGAGUUAUGCAGUCCCUGCAAUCUUUUCCAUAAUCUGCUGCUGGAGGUCAACAGUACAUGCAUUACACUGUUGCAUUAAAAGCAUGGUUUGACUUAAUAGGUUUUCAUUUCAUUAGGUAAUUCACAACACAGACCACACAGCUCUCUUGGCUGGCUCUGUUUUGAAUAUAAUUCCAUUUGUCCCAUUUAGCUUACUUUUACGUUUCCGUGGCUCUUUCAUAUGGCACUUUUUAUUGCACUCCGUUUGUGUUAACGCUUUGAUGGAUGUUUUGAGAUUUCUUUAUUUUGCCUGCUAGUUUAAUUCUAGUCACAGUAUUAGUCAGGAUUCAUUUAUAUUUCUUAAAUGCAGAAGCCCAGUGCACAAAGUGGAUGGUGUCCAAAAUCAUUGCUUAUGCCUACAAAAGCCGUGUGUGGAUUUUUUUUUUUUUUUAAUUCCACAGUCAUUUAAAUAACUAUAUAUGUUGUCCCUAAAAUUUAGAGCAUAGUUAUCUAGUGUUUUCUAAAAUUUAGAGCAAUUACAGUAGACCGCUCUCUGGGUCACCCUUAAAAGUUUUUAAGGACAGAAUUGGUUGAAACCGUUCUCAUAAUUCUUGGAACUGACAAUGAAUAGUGCCUCAAAUGGAUGAGAGAGAGUCUUUUUCUGUUGGCAGACAUUACGUUUUCUGUUUACGUGCGUUUUUGUGUAUGUGAGAUUUGCACUAUUUAUGGCUGACCUGGGCUUCAAUAUAUUUGAGUACCAUGGACUUCAGGGGAAUAUGAAACAAAAAGCUAAGCCUUUUGUUCUUCUUUCAGUCUGUUGGAAAUAGGAUGCAUACGUUGACAGAAACUGUAGUAGUUGCAAGCAGACUGAGGCCAUGCCCCAUACAGCCUACACAUUAUUUACAAAGAAAUGCUGUUAAUCUACCCCUCUUUUUCUAUACGUGAAUGCAAAAGUGUUACCCUCUUCAGUCAAAACAAAUUACCUCAGAUUGCUGUUGGAGUUUGAAAACUUGAAUAAACUUCUCUGCAUGUUUUUUUUUUGUAGGGAAGCCAAGCAGGCCAGUUUGCAUUAUGUUUUUGUAUUUAGUCAUCUGCACUAUUUGGUUCUUUUCUUGUGUGCCUUCUUAAAAUGUAGCAUUUGUACAUUUUUGUUUUAUUUCUACAGAAGAUGGUGUGGUUGUGUGUGUGUGUGUAUGCGGGGGGGUGUCUGUAGAUAUAUAUAAUAAGCUGUUAGAUGUUAACGCUAGAAAGAAACCGCUUUGGAACUGAUUAAUAAUGGGAUUCAUGUUGCCAUCUUUUAUUUAUGCCUUUGCCUCAGACAAAUGCUUGGGUCCAAAGAUGCUUUCUUGUAGUGGUAAGGGCUGAGUAGUUGCAUUAAUGGGGCACACUUUUAUUUUUCUGAAGGCAUUCGCUCCACUGCCCUGUCUAGCAUUUUAAUUUUUUUUAAUCACAUCAUUAUUUCCCUCCUUUGAGAAGAUAAGUGUCUUAAUAUUAUGCUAUUGUUUUGCACAGAGUGUUAGGAGUGAAGAUACGUGGUACUGUAAAGCUUAGUUGAGACCCACUAGCACUGUUCCUGUGACCUCAAAUCCUGCUUUUCAGUGUAUCAUCAUCAUCAUGUCACUGUUUUAGUUAUUCAUGAGAUAGGCUCCUUCUUUGGUGCUUUAUGUUAGAUCAUUUCACAAGUGUUGCCUUGUCCACAUUGUGGUAAGGUGGUUGUAAUAUGUUUAAUAAUGUGUUUGUGUUCCACUGUGCAAAUUAACUUACUUGCCCACCCUUUCCAUUUUGCAUGUUGUGAAAAUGAGACAAUCAAAGUUCUGUCAAAAGGGCUUUCUAGCAAAUUCUUUUCUCUGGCUUGGCUUUGCUUACUCUGUUCCAGCUAUUUUUACUGGUGGGGACAUUUUGCAGCAGUUUUGCCCUUCUACAUUCUCCUUUCACCUAGAAAGCAGCGCUGUCUUGUUCUCCUUUAACAAAUCCAAUGUGUGCUUUAGCAGCACAGCUUGACAAUUCUAAGUAAUAAAUUGAGUGUUUAUUUUUCGGGGGGCCGAGCGUGGUUACGCAAAGAAAAGAUGCAUUCAUUUGCUCUGAGAGAUGUUGUCUGGUUCCCUGAGUGCAUUGUUUACAGGGCUGUCCUGAAACUUCCAUUCCUAUCCUCCCACCUACUCUACCUUUAAUCCAUGCUGCCCUUUCUUUUGACUUCUAUUAUUCAUUCGAAUGGUUUCUGUUUAGGGGUUUCUCUUAUCCCAAACGGUUUCCUUUUUGCUUUCACACAGCAAAUUAUUAUGCCAAAGUACCCCUGUUUUUUCCAUCCUUCAACCUAGUAUUUCUGGUCCAGCCCUACUUGUUCAUUGUAAAUGUGUCACUUGUGGCAUUAUUUGGACCCUUAACUGGAUCUUGCCUUCUGCCAUUCUCUCCAAAAAUGGAAGUUUCUUUCAGCUCCUAAUGCAAAGCACUUGUGUCAUUAAUAAGCACUUUUCAUAACUCUGCUGCUGGUGCCUGCAGAACAUUGCUACUGCAAUGCAGUCAAUGUCCAUGCAGCAGUAGAGGAUUAAGGUAUGUAGGGGUUUGACUUCCUGUAAGAACACAGAGUAGAUAGGAGUGGGUGGAAUAAGCAAGAGAAGUCUACUUUAUCCUCCAUUGCUGUGCUCAUUCCUUUCGGGUAAUACCUUAGUAGUGGAGGAGGAGAAGAAUGCAAUGGUUUAAAACGAAUGAGAAGGAACUUAAGAAAAAAAGAAAAAAAAAAAAAAAAACAGCACAAAUGCAUUUCAUAUACAGGUUUACUUGCACUGCCACUGUAUAAAGAAGGAGCUACACUUAUGUGGAUAGCUAAUGUGAGCCAUAUUGCUGAAUGUAUCCUCCGACAUGAUAUACCAAGAUAUUAAAUUGAAAUAUGGUUGACACUUCUUGGUUACUCAAUGGUUGGUUGCCAUUGACUUUGUGAGAGGCUUUUACAGCCAAUUAUAUUAUUAUUAUAGAUUUGUUUUGAUUUUUUUUUUUUUUUUUAAUCUUGCUUUGGGUUUAUUUUUAAACAUUUGACAAUUGUUCUCUAUUCCUUGCCACACGGACACUUUCAUAUGUUCUGAAUUUAGAGAGCAAAAGAAUAAGGGUAUAGACAUGCAGAGAAUUUAAUGUUUUCAGGUCUUUCUUUCUUCUUUCAAUCUUAAACCUUUAAAAGAAUUGCAUGGAAUGACUCACUGGAAACUAUGUGGUUUGAACCUCUACAACAUUAAGUAGGGAACUGAAAGGGAACUGUUUUGUUUCUCAUUUUUUAAAAAUAUUGCAAGAAAAACUGGACCAAAGUAGAAACCACACUGGUGUUCGGAAAGGGCCACAGCUCUGAUUUUCAACAAAAACCCAUGCUGGUUUCUGACUGUUAUACUUAAAUUUACCAUGUAUGAACACUAUAUUGUUUAUUAUGUGUAUAUUAAUUUAACAGCAUUUGCACAAGCACACUUACUGCAUCUCUUGAUGAAUCUAGCUAAUAUUGCUACUUUGAGCCUCAAAAGCCAUGGAACCACUAGGAGCCAAAAAUAACAAAAUUGCCUGUACCCCAGUCUGUUUUAGCAAUAUGACGUGUAAAUUUUUCUUCCCUACUUUUGUGACUUUGUGAAAUUAAAAUAGGAACAUUUCGAAAUUGAAAUUCAAUUGUGAAUAGACUGAACCAUCAUGAAAGGAAUAUCCUGCUGCUUGCUAAUGCUGUUAUCCACAAAAUCAUAACUGAAAUCAAACUGUGUUUAAAUGGGAAACUGGGCCUAUUGAUAACCCUUAGUAGAAAUACAUGGGCCCACACAUCUGUGUAGUGAUCUGAUAGAUUGGCCUAUGCAAUUAACCUUCCAGGCCCUGUAGAACUAGCUUAAUUGAAAGCAAAGGCAAGAUAUUAGCCUUACUUACAAAGUGGGUGCUUGUCACACAGGGCAGUUUUGCCCAAUGCAACCCACAGCAACUAAUCCAAUGUUUGCUUUCAAAUGAUAAUGCUUGUUUAUAGGGGAGAUCUAGCCUUUUCUUUCCUGAAGCAACAAAUUAGGCCUUCCCAGCAGUGCCAUGAACUUAGUGGGAGCACAUUAUUUUUAAUGUAGGUGGUUUAUUGGCUCCAAUGUGGGGGAGUGUGAUUCUGUACAAUAUUCAAAAUUUUUGGGGGUUUUUUGUUGGGGGGGUGAAUAACGGGAGACAUCUUAUGUGACUUCAUGAGGUCAACUAGCUUAGCAAUGUACAUACUGUACUGUCACCUUUGAUCCACAACUAAUGAUUUCCAAAACAAAAUAUUAGCAACCAAUAUUCCACCCCACAGACACAUGAAAGCAUUGUGUUACAGGCAGCUUUGCAGUGCUGAGUUUAACCAAAUUGUAAUAAGAAGUCAUUGAGCCAAAAAAAGUUUACAGGCAGCGGCUACAUAUUGUUGCCAAAAUGCAAAAUGUGUUUUUUGUUUUUUUUUCUUGCUUUUAUUCAUUUUUAGUCCAUAGUAAACAAAGGUUUCUCCCUAGAAACAGUGCUGAAAUUUAAAUUAUCAUUAAAAAAUAUCUUUGCUUAAGUCAAAAUUCUUUACUGUGUUCUGUAGAUUUAUUGUUUGAAAGCUAUAAGCAAAAGUACAUUGUGGGGGCAAUUUUAAAGGAGUUUUAAAGUGAGUGGCAUCCAGUUGCUUACUACAGAGUAUUGUUCGCUUUAUAGAGCUUAAUUUAAUUCAGUAGCCUUCAAUUUAAUAUGCAACUCAAUUACAAAUGUAAACUACAUGUGCUUUACUUGACCACUGUGUAUGGAUUUAAAACUCCCAAAUUCUUUAUUAAUAAUGCUUAACUAAAUUUAAAUAGUGGGGUCUCACAAUGCAAAAAACAAAAUGCUGCCCAUUGUUUUCAAUCACAUAAAUAGUAGUAAGGAUUUGUUCCUGUUGAAGAUAAGCAUUACAUUAUUAGAAAUAAAAAAUUGUAUUCAUUUUUUGCUUAAUUUUGAACUGAAAAUUAAAGCCUCCCGCUUAAACCAUUCUAACUGGGCACUGUUGUUUAGGCAAACUGGUGAGCCUUGUUAGAUACUGGCACAAUUUUGUCAUCAUUGUGUCAUGGAUAGUAUAUAGGACAUAGUACCUCACUCAUGAAAGGGGUUAGUUGAUCAUAAAGAAAACCAGUCCAAGAUUAACUUGACUGGGGUUUCUUUACAAUAAAUUAAGCCUCACCAUGAGGAUGAAUGUGGUACUUUGUCCUCUUGUGCCUGAUACUUUAAAGACCUACUUGCCUGAGGGCAGGUAAACCAGUAGAGUGAUGGUUCUUUUAUUUUUAUAUACAACUAUGGGAAUUUUUCACCAAUAUGAAUUCAUGAAAAUUUAGAGGCCUAUUUGUCGAAUUUUAGUGGUUUUAGAGGGUUUUGAAACCAUGAUUAAACUCACUUUCUCGAAAAUCACUGUCAUUAAAUUUUUUUAAAGAUCCGAAUAUAAAAAGUAUUACGGAACAAAAACUGGACGAUGCUCUAAACAUACAAAACCUACAAACCUCCAAAAAAUUGGAAAACCUCUCAGACUGAAUCGAUAUAAAAUGAUCUAAAAAGUUCAGUGCAGGUCUCGUUGACUUCUAAAGGCCCUCAACAGCUUUUACCCGACACAUUUUUGUAUUGGAGGGUUUCAUGAUUUUUAUGCUUAAUAAAUCUUGAAUUUUAAGAGUUUUAAAGAAAUUUAGAAAAACCACAAUUUUUUAUAAUGUUCGUAAAUUGGCCCCUUCCUCGCAAGGACAAAUGUGGGAAAAUAUUUGCUCAAAAUUGACUAUUGGAUAUGGCCUUCUGGUAAAUUACCUAUUUAGAUCAGAAAUCCCAUACUUGUAUGUUUAGUUUUGUAUUCAUGAGUAAGCAGUUGUUUUGUUUUUUUGUGCAGAGCAUGGGGUAGCUUAUUUUUAAAGCAAUCAACACUAGUUUUUCUAAUCCAGAGACAAAACACACCAUCAUGACCUCUAGUGAACUGGCAGUUUCUUCAUAUUUUUAGCACAAGUUGAUUAAAUGGUGUUAAAAUAUCCUGUUUAGAACUGAUCUAUGUGUCUAGCCUGGCAGUUAAGCAUUGCAUGACAAGUGUAGCAUACCAUCAGAACGGAUUUAAUUUUAUACAGCAUAUAGUUUCAAAGUAGACGGUUUGUUUGCAUACAGCGGUAUUACCUACUGUAGAAAUCUUUUGGUUUGCAUAUAUUUAAUGGUUAUUACAGAUAUAUAAAUAAAUGUGCAUGACCUGUUUAACUAGUGUAGAAGUAAGUGUCCACUCCAUACAGGUCUUUAAAUCCCCUUGAAAAAUAUGUAAUUUGGGUAAAUGCAUAGUGUUGCCUCAGUUUACUUUUAUUCUGCUUAACACCUUUGCAAAUAAACCAAAGCUUAGCAGAUAAAAGAUGGGAAGACUGAGAAUUUAAUUUCCAUGUUAAAACUGUUCCUCAUCAAGUGGUGCUAAGUAAUACAAUUGGUAAAACUUGUAAUAUAGAAGCACCUAGAAGAUACCCAUAGAAAAUGGAAACGCUCUAUUCGUAAAACCUGAGUAAUUGCCAUGAUUCAUGUCUCCAGCAGUGAAUGGUUUAACCAUACCUCUCUACCUCCAUUUGCACGUGGUUGCUACUUGCGUAACAUUUGCACAAAAUCCAGUCCAGCAAUUGAUCUUGUGGCAAUAAAACCUGUAAUGAUGUUUGUAAUCAUGUUACCUUUUGGUCCGUUGGGGAAUAGCUAGUAUAAACCAACUUGGAAAGACUUUUCUUAAGUCUCUGUAAAUGCUGCAUUAAAGUUAUUGUCUCUAACUUUAGUUAGAGAGGCAGCAUUCCUGCUGUCAGAUCAACUAAACAUUGGGACAGACGCAUUACUCCCUCUGAACAGUUUUUUUCUAAUGUGGUCGUAACAGUAACCAAAAUAACGUUACAAAAGUCUCUCUUGUACAUGAUCCAAAUCCUGUUUCAAGCCUACACGUUGGAGAAAAAAAGUAAAAAAAAAAAAAGACUUUUAAUAAUUUCUUGGUGUACUACCUGAAACCAGUAAGUUU
Xenopus laevis (African clawed frog) is the source of this 13901-nucleotide messenger RNA. RefSeq names its product ankyrin repeat domain 52 L homeolog (gene ankrd52.L). Lineage: Eukaryota; Metazoa; Chordata; Amphibia; Anura; Pipidae. The transcript is spliced from 28 exons. The record is from RefSeq and is a predicted model, not a curated record. Bases 113 to 3322 code for a protein of 1069 amino acids.